UAUUCCGCGGCACGGCUCAGACGCAGCGGAGAGUGGCUCCUGAGAGCAGAUGCAGAGUCAGAUACGACCAAAACUGAGCGGUAUUUGCGUUAAUGUAACGCCAACUCGUCUCUCCUUGAUGUUUAUCAGGGGGACGAGCGUCAACCAAGAUUUACCCAACUGAGGAUUGUAUUUAUUUAAAACCCUGGAUUGAUUUUAUUUUUUUGUUGUUGGAGACGCUGCGCUGCAUCGGAUUUAACGGAUCUACUACCGUUAAGCUUCGUCUCAUCUCUGUGUGCCUUCGGUUGGCAGCACAACCCGUCUCCUCUCAGCGUUUUGUUCUUCUUUUGCGAAAAUAAAAAUCACAGGAGUCCUUUUCAGUUUUAACCUCAAAAUAUGCUGCUAUCAAAGUUUGGUUCUUUUUCCCACAUCUGCAGCCCGAACAGUGUGGACCAUUUACCGGUGAAAAUUCAGCUUCAGCCAGUGAAAGUGGAGCCAGAGCCGUUUGAGAAGGUCUAUCAGGUGGGCUCCGUGUUGGGAAGCGGGGGAUUUGGGACCGUCUACGCUGGCAGUCGAAUUUCUGACAGUUUACCGGUCGCAGUUAAACAUGUUGCAAAGGACAGAGUUACAGAAUGGGGAUCCAUUAAUGGUGUGAUGGUGCCUCUGGAAAUCGUGCUGCUGAAAAAGGUAGGCUCCAACUUCAGAGGAGUCAUAAAGCUGCUGGACUGGUACGAGAGACCGGACGGAUGGCUGAUCAUCAUGGAGAGACCGGAGCUUGUCAAAGACUUGUUUGAUUUCAUCACAGAGAAGGGUGCCUUGGACGAGAGCACGGCCCGGGGCUUUUUCCGGCAAGUAUUGGAGGCUGUUCGGCACUGCUACAGCUGCGGCGUCGUGCACAGAGACAUCAAAGAUGAGAACCUGUUGGUGGACCUGCGCACCGGAGAGCUCAAGCUGAUCGACUUUGGCUCUGGGGCCAUCCUCAAGGACACGGUGUACACUGAUUUUGAUGGUACGAGAGUGUACAGCCCUCCGGAGUGGAUACGUUUCCAUAGAUACCACGGCCGCUCAGCCACCAUUUGGUCACUAGGGGUGCUGCUGUAUGACAUGGUGUGUGGAGACAUUCCCUUUGAGCAGGACGAGGAGAUCCUCAGAGGACGGCUUUAUUUCAGACGGAGAAUCUCAGCAGAGUGCCAGCAGUUGAUUAAGUGGUGUUUGUCCCUGAGGCCUUCAGACAGACCAACUCUGGAGCAGAUCUUUGAACAUCCAUGGAUGCGUCACGCUGAAGCAUCAAAGACGGAAGAGGGUGACAUCCGGCUACGUACCAUCAGUGCGGACAAUUCCAGCAUGAGCUCCAGCAAAGAGAGCCUCUGAAAGAUAAAAUACAUGUUGCUUUAAAAAAAAAAAAAAAAAAAGAGCUGGGACUCAACAGACUCUUAAUCUGCAUCCUUACAUUGUCAAGCUUGCAGAUUUUUUUUUCUUUUGUAGGGAAUCAUAAUUUAUUACAGUGUGCUCUUCCUUUCAACCUUUUUAUUGUUAUUAUUAUUUUUUACAAUUCAUAAACUUUGUUUCCUAAAAGGGGAACAUUUGCUGUUUGGGUGGACUUACCAGCACUUAUUAUUAUUAUUAUUAUUAUUAUUAUUAUUAUUAUUAUUUUAUUGUUACAAAGCUGGUUUAUGCAUCUGGCAAGCCUCCUACACAGAUGUGGCUGCUCUCAUAGAGCUUGGACAACUUUUUAUUUAAAUGUUUUAAUUUUUGAUUUGGAGUGCCUUUUUGAAAGCUGCUGUUUUGGGGCUUUCAUUGUUGCUUUUAUUUUGUUUGAAAGUUUCCCUUGAGCUGGUUCACAGGUUACGUGGUGUUUGGUGAAAGACCAUUGCACAUAAACCUUCAGCCAGCUGAAGGGUUUGACAGUGGGGACAAGGGGUUGAUCGAUAGAAAUACUUGAAACGCACACACUCACUGCGUCUCUUUCUAACGCUGCUCAGUCAGAUUUUAGCCUAUAUGGGUUGUCUAGAAAAAAAAACUGUUUUUCUUUCUCUGAAUGUGUAUAGAGAUUUGGUAUAACCGCUGUACCUUCUGAGGGGCUGGAACGCUCCUUCCCCUCAGCUUACUCUUCUGCUCCUCAUCCCACUGCUGAAACUACAUUAGUCUGUCUCCUGGGUUUUGGGGGACCUGGGUGUGAAAAUGCACAAUCAAUGCAAUAUUCAUAAAUCCUUUUUUUCCCUCUUCUUUUUUAAAAGUUAAACUUGUACAGUUUUUUUGUACAGUUUUCUUCUUUGCAUUUAAUUUAUUUGUAACGUGUAGACAUUCCACACUCUGUGGCUAUUUAUUUUUUAUUUAUUUUCAUGCUUAAAAUCCCAAAAUUUGCAUAUCUUUUUAUGGCCUUUUGUUUGCAUUCCUGUUGUCAUUUUUUACAUUUUGACAAGAGAUGGUGGAUGCACUGAAGCUGUUGUCAAUGUAAAAAGGAAUAAAAACAAGGUUUACUUAAAUUGAAAGAGCAAUGAAUGUUAUUUAACUUCUCCUGGCUGUUGUCAUUUUAAAUCAAAAGUCCAUUAAUGUUGUUUUUUUGGGUCUGUGUAAUCUCCCUAAAACAGAUGAAAGUGUUUGGCGAAAUUGCGAUGGGAUGGGGUUUACCUAUCACUGGCUGCACAGCCUUGUGUUAGAUAUUCUCUCUAUAGUAAAAGUUGUAUGAAACCCAGUGGAAAUCCUAUUUUUAUACAAGAGCAUUUCAAUUAAACUUCAAUUUGUACAGAA
Clarias gariepinus (North African catfish) is the source of this 2730-nucleotide messenger RNA. Its product is annotated as serine/threonine-protein kinase pim-3. The record is from RefSeq and is a predicted model, not a curated record. Gene Ontology annotation, cellular component: cytoplasm. The transcript has 6 exons. NCBI's taxonomy places the organism in Eukaryota, Metazoa, Chordata, Actinopteri, Siluriformes, Clariidae. The coding region runs from base 376 to 1350 and encodes 324 amino acids. Gene Ontology annotation, molecular function: ATP binding; protein serine/threonine kinase activity. Gene Ontology annotation, biological process: protein autophosphorylation; regulation of mitotic cell cycle; negative regulation of apoptotic process.